Molecule: messenger RNA, 294 nt
Organism: Scutellospora calospora
Lineage: Eukaryota; Fungi; Glomeromycota; Glomeromycetes; Diversisporales; Gigasporaceae
Source: the annotation of a GenBank genome assembly
AUGUCAAAAAUAUCAAAUAAUCUAACUCAAGAAGAGCUAGCAAAAAUUAAAUUUUCAUCUAACGAUGUUAACAAAAUAACUAAUAAUUUUAAUCAGUUAUAUUUAAAAGAUUAUAAGUCACAGGAUUUUUUUGGUGAAAUUGUUAAAGAAUUGUGUAAUAUAUAUAAUAAAGAAAAAUCUAAAGGUAAAGAUUCUGAAUCAAUUAUUGAAAUAUUGGAUCAAUUUUUAACAGAAAAGAAGCAAAAUCCAAAUAAUAUUAUUAAUUGGUUCUUGAAUGAUGAAAUAAAUCCCACG